CUAAAAAUGAAAUCGUCCAGGAAGCUUAUUUGUGACGUCAGACCCAUCGUCCUUUUCGACCGGUAAUUUUCCUCCGUCAGACCAGCGACAAUACGUUGUGAAAAAUGGGAGACGCUGAAAAAGGCAAGAAGGUAUUUGUGGUGAAGUGUGCUCAAUGCCACACCAUUAACCAAGGUGGUGCUAACAAAGUAGGACCUAAUCUUUAUGGAGUAUUUGGAAGGCAGUCUGGAAAUGCUGCAAAUUUCGCCUACACUGAGGCUAACAAGAAAAAAGGUGUAAUAUGGGGAGAGGAAACCUUAUUUGAAUACUUGCUGAAUCCCAAGAAGUAUAUUCCAGGAACAAAGAUGGUGUUUGCUGGCAUCAAGAAAGCCAAGGAACGAAAGGAUUUGAUUGCUUACAUCAAGUCAAUGUCAUGAUGAAAGAAUACUUAGAUAAAUCAAUUGAACUAUUUAUGAACUGAUGUCUUAGUGUUAACUGGUUUAAUGACAAUAUCAUCAAGUGAACAAAAAUCAAGACAAUGAAAUGGAAAGCCAUCAUCAGUCAUACUGCAGCUACAAGAACAUCUCUGAAAGACUUGAUUUUAAUAUACUGUGCCAGAAUAUGUUUUUACUUAAACUUAAGUUUUUAAUCUGCUAUUAGUAAUUCAGCAUGUCAAAUCCUUGUUGAUAUUGGAACUAUCUGUUACUUGAUUUUAACCAAUGAGAUUUAUUAUUUGAAGUGUGUGUAAGAUGGUUUUACCAGAUUAAAACAAUUGUUAGGGAAGGGUAGACAUAUUUUACUCUCACUUUCCUCUUUAUAUUGUGAACAUGACAACUUAAAGUAAACUUUUAAUGUCACUGGAUGGCUAUGCAGGUCUAAAGUAAAUUGUAAAUUUUAUCUCAUUUCCAUUGGGGUUGUUUUUUCUAGAUGUACAUGUUAAACUGUGUGGACAUUUUAAUAAAAUAGGCUGAAUGUUA
Molecule: messenger RNA, 956 nt
Organism: Mizuhopecten yessoensis (Yesso scallop)
Lineage: Eukaryota; Metazoa; Mollusca; Bivalvia; Pectinida; Pectinidae
Product: cytochrome c-like
Exons: 3
Coding region: 105-416 (103 amino acids)
Biological process (GO): mitochondrial electron transport, cytochrome c to oxygen; mitochondrial electron transport, ubiquinol to cytochrome c
Cellular component (GO): mitochondrial intermembrane space
Molecular function (GO): electron transfer activity; heme binding
Source: RefSeq, a predicted model, not a curated record